UCGAAAUCAAUCCACGAAAAGAAUAAGAUCUACAAAUUGCAGCUGGGUUAUGCCAAAGUAGACAACAAGGAGUAGAAGAAUGGGCAGAAUUAUACGUGGAAAUUCUUGGUAACUUUGUCACUCGGAAUGAUACCAAAUUUAACCUCGAUAUCGCCGAGAAUACUCGAGAUGACAGCAUCUCGCUUAAAUAUAGCUGUGGCCACAAUGGGUUUCCUUCCUAUUACCGUGGUAGCUGUAAGUUCCCAACCGCCUUGUGUAUAUCCAAGUGUGCACGUCUCGGAUCACGACCCUGACUACAAUGCGCGUCCGCAGACAAUCUCUGGGAGUAACGCGCUGGACUUCGUAAAACAGGAAAUCGGAGGCGGCGUAAGUGCGUGGAGGCACUGGUGGGUCUUCCUACUUGUCGCUAUCGUCUUAACUGUUGCAGUAUCUGGCUAUCUUUUAUAUCAGGAGAUAUAGGGGAUAUUUGAGGUAUUCAAGCGACUGAAGCCAAUUGAUACUGAAAAGGGUAACAAUAAGAACGAACAAGGAAGAACGCUAAUUCGC
Messenger RNA from Daldinia vernicosa, 546 nucleotides. RefSeq lists its product as uncharacterized. The record is from RefSeq and is a predicted model, not a curated record. NCBI's taxonomy places the organism in Eukaryota, Fungi, Ascomycota, Sordariomycetes, Xylariales, Hypoxylaceae. The transcript is spliced from 2 exons. Bases 127 to 459 code for a protein of 110 amino acids.